CGGGGCGGUCCCGGGGCCGCCUGUUGACUCGCCUCGGCCCCAUCACAUGAUCGUGGAGCGCAGCGAGCAGGCGGCGGAGCAGCGGCGCCGGACGGGACCAUGGCGGUCGAGGGCGGGAUGAAAUGUGUGAAGUUCCUGGUGUUCGUCUUCAACUUCAUCUUCUGGGUGUGCGGCGUGGCUCUCAUCGCCAUCGGCAUCUAUGCACAAGUGGCCCUCAAUAAAGCGCUGGCGGUCAGCAAUGCCUCCGCCUCCAGCACCCCCGUCGCCAUCCUGGUGCUGGGGGUUAUCAUCUUCUUCAUCUCCUUCUUUGGUUGCUGCGGCGCCUGGAAGGAGAGUUACUGCAUGGUCACCACGUUUGCCGUCCUGCUCAGUGUCAUCUUCUUGGUGGAGAUCGCCGCAGCCAUUGCUGGAUACGUCUUCAAGGACAAGGUCCGCUCGGUGCUGGAGGAUGGGCUGUGGGAUGCCAUGCGCAAGUAUGGCGAGGACCAGGCUGUGACGGAGGCGGUGGAUGAGCUCCAGAGGGAUUUUUCUUGCUGCGGAGCCAACAACUACACGGACUGGUCCACCAUCGAGCGGUUCAAGGCAAACGACACAGUGCCCCGAUCCUGCUGCCGUGUCAACACCACGUCCUGCAACAUCCACCCCAACCCCGAAACUGUCUACGAGAAGGGCUGCCUCCAGAGCAUCGAAGCCUGGAUGAAGAAGAACAUCCUCAUCGUGGCCGCCGUCGCCCUGGGCAUCGCCUUCUUCGAGAUCCUGGGCAUCAUCUUUGCUUGCUGCCUGAUGAAGGGCAUCCGCAGCGGCUACGAGGUCAUGUAGCCCCCCGGCACAGCACCACAGCCCCCCCCAGCUCUCACUGCCCCCUACCCGGGGGGCUGUGGCAGCUACUCCCACUCACCCUCUGCAAGCUUCUCCGGGGCAGGGCCUCACGUGCCAAACUUCCCUGGGGAUUGCUGCCCCUGGCCCCUUCCCCGCGUGUCCGUGGGGGCCGAGGGGACAUCCCCAGGUUUGGAAAUAAAAAGGAAAGCUUCCA
This is a messenger RNA of Colius striatus (speckled mousebird), 1033 nucleotides long. It is a transcript of the gene CD63, whose product is annotated as CD63 molecule. Lineage: Eukaryota; Metazoa; Chordata; Aves; Coliiformes; Coliidae. The record is from RefSeq and is a predicted model, not a curated record. The coding region runs from base 100 to 819 and encodes 239 amino acids. Gene Ontology annotation, cellular component: membrane. The transcript is spliced from 8 exons.